CUCGCUUUCGAAGCCUGUGGUAACUUUUCGUGCGAGUCAGCAAAUUACACUUUAGAAAUGCCUCCUAAAUUGAAAUUUGGCGAAGGAGAACGUAUUCUAUGCUACCACGGUCCUUUGAUAUACGAAGCAAAGUGUAUGAAAGGGCAGAUGAAGGAUAAAGUGACAAGAUAUCUCAUUCAUUACAAUGGUUGGAACAAAAAUUGGGACGAGUGGGUACCGGAAAAUCGGGUGCUCAAAUUUAACGAGGCUAAUCUUCAAAAACAGAGGGAGCUCAGAGAACAAAACUUAAAAAGCAAGAAAUCAAGAAAGAGAACAGAUAAACAAGGAGGGGACAGUGAGAAACCUUUGAAACGCGAGUCAGUUGUAGAUGCCCCUGGGCCAGCACGGAAAAAGAGAUCAAGGAUAGUUAAUCCAAUAGAAAGUGAUGAAAACUACAUAUCACGUGUUGAUGUAAAAAUAACUAUUCCAGAUGAUCUCAAACAAUGGCUCAUAGAUGACUGGGAUCUUGUUACUCGGCAAAAACAGCUUGUCCCUAUUCCAAGGAAAAAGAAUAUUAAAGAAAUUUUGGAUGAAUACAUAAAAUCACGAACUGCUAAUCCUGAUGAAGGGUUCAAGCCAGGAGUUGUUCAAGAGGUUGCAGAUGGUAUUCAGGAGUAUUUUAAUGUUAUGCUUGGAACACAGUUGCUCUAUAAGUUUGAAAGGACUCAGUAUGGUGAUAUUCUUGCUGAACACACAAAUCUUCCCAUGUCUCAUUUAUAUGGUGCAGAACACUUACUUAGACUUUUCGUGAAGUUAGGGAAUGCCUUGUCUUUUUCCAACUUGGAUGAAAAAAGUGUUCAAUUUGUGGUUACGCACAUUCAAGACUUCCUAGACUAUCUGUCAAAGAAAGCAGAUAGUUUGUUUACCACAGACUAUGAGACUGCCACACCAGAGUACCAUCGCAGGGCAGCAACGUGAAGUAUUUAAAGACAGCAAUGUGAAUUAUUUUAUGACUAAUGACAUAAAUUUUCAAAUUCCAUGCACUCUUUCAUGUAAACUGCAACAGAAUGUGGUAAAUUAAACUUUUCAGAAGGAAACAUUUCUCAAGUUUUGAAUGCAGUGCUUUGUUUUCAUGAAUUAUACAGACUUUGUUUUAAAGUGUGUUAGUUUUGGACUAACAGUUAAUCUACAUAGGAAAGUUUUAUCUCUUCACUAGGCCUCCAAACAUGGUUAUGAAAAUUAUCUCUCUAUGAUCCCAUAUUUUGUAUUUACUAAGUAGUGUAUUAAACAUGCUUUGUGUCUAUAG
This is a messenger RNA of Pocillopora verrucosa, 1285 nucleotides long. Its product is annotated as mortality factor 4-like protein 1. The record is from RefSeq and is a predicted model, not a curated record. Gene Ontology annotation, biological process: chromatin organization; regulation of DNA-templated transcription. Gene Ontology annotation, cellular component: NuA4 histone acetyltransferase complex; nucleus. NCBI's taxonomy places the organism in Eukaryota, Metazoa, Cnidaria, Anthozoa, Scleractinia, Pocilloporidae.